Ylistrum balloti is the source of this 2586-nucleotide messenger RNA. RefSeq names its product deleted in malignant brain tumors 1 protein-like. The record is from RefSeq and is a predicted model, not a curated record. NCBI's taxonomy places the organism in Eukaryota, Metazoa, Mollusca, Bivalvia, Pectinida, Pectinidae. The coding region runs from base 1 to 2586 and encodes 861 amino acids. The transcript has 8 exons. Gene Ontology annotation, cellular component: membrane.
AUGGUGUUUGACAAAGUUAAGGGAAUAGAAGGUACAGUGUGCAGUAACGCUUGGGAUGAUCGAGAUGCCGAAGUUGUUUGUCGGUAUCUUGGUCUAGGUAGUCCAGCUGUGGCGGAAACUCUGCCAAGGGACUUUGGCUUCAACAGGACAGCGUUUGGUAUACAUUGUCUUGGCAACGAGACUGAUAUUUCGCAAUGUAGUGCCGAUACAUAUGAUGUAACUAUGGGAGCAUGUGACCAAAUGGGCGAUGCUGUGGCGAGAUGUGCAAUGAUGCCAGUGACAAACAACAUAACACACGACGUAUACAUUGAUCCAAGUGGUCGAGUUAUGAUGUUUGAUAAAGCAAAGAGAACUGAGGGCACUGUGUGCAGUAACGCUUGGGAUGACCGAGACGCCGAAGUGCUUUGUCGAUAUCUUGGUCUAGGUGGUCCGGCUUCAGCAGAAACUUUGCCAAGGGACUUUCGCUUUAACAGAACAGCGUUUGGUAUACAUUGUCUUGGAAAUGAGACUGAUCUUUGGCAAUGCAAGGGUGACAACUACGACGUAACUAUGGGAGCUUGCAACUAUAUGGAUGAUGCCGUGGCGAGAUGUGGAAUCACGCCCAAGACAAAUAACAGGACGGAAGAAGUAUAUAUCGGUCCGAAUGGUCGUGUCAUGGUGUUUGACAAAGUUAAGGGAAUAGAAGGUACAGUGUGCAGUAACGCUUGGGAUGAUCGAGAUGCCGAAGUUGUUUGUCGGUAUCUUGGUCUAGGUAGUCCAGCUGUGGCGGAAACUCUGCCAAGGGACUUUGGCUUCAACAGGACAGCGUUUGGUAUACAUUGUCUUGGCAACGAGACUGAUAUUUCGCAAUGUAGUGCCGAUACAUAUGAUGUAACUAUGGGAGCAUGUGACCAAAUGGGCGAUGCUGUGGCGAGAUGUGCAAUGAUGCCAGUGACAAACAACAUAACACACGACGUAUACAUUGAUCCAAGUGGUCGAGUUAUGAUGUUUGAUAAAGCAAAGAGAACUGAGGGCACUGUGUGCAGUAACGCUUGGGAUGACCGAGACGCCGAAGUGCUUUGUCGAUAUCUUGGUCUAGGUGGUCCGGCUUCAGCAGAAACUUUGCCAAGGGACUUUCGCUUUAACAGAACAGCGUUUGGUAUACAUUGUCUUGGAAAUGAGACUGAUCUUUGGCAAUGCAAGGGUGACAACUACGACGUAACUAUGGGAGCUUGCAACUAUAUGGAUGAUGCCGUGGCGAGAUGUGGAAUCACGCCCAAGACAAAUAACAGGACGGAAGAAGUAUAUAUCGGUCCGAAUGGUCGUGUCAUGGUGUUUGACAAAGUUAAGGGAAUAGAAGGUACAGUGUGCAGUAACGCUUGGGAUGAUCGAGAUGCCGAAGUUGUUUGUCGGUAUCUUGGUCUAGGUAGUCCAGCUGUGGCGGAAACUCUGCCAAGGGACUUUGGCUUCAACAGGACAGCGUUUGGUAUACAUUGUCUUGGCAACGAGACUGAUAUUUCGCAAUGUAGUGCCGAUACAUAUGAUGUAACUAUGGGAGCAUGUGACCAAAUGGGCGAUGCUGUGGCGAGAUGUGCAAUGAUGCCAGUGACAAACAACAUAACACACGACGUAUACAUUGAUCCAAGUGGUCGAGUUAUGAUGUUUGAUAAAGCAAAGAGAACUGAGGGCACUGUGUGCAGUAACGCUUGGGAUGACCGAGACGCCGAAGUGCUUUGUCGAUAUCUUGGUCUAGGUGGUCCGGCUUCAGCAGAAACUUUGCCAAGGGACUUUCGCUUUAACAGAACAGCGUUUGGUAUACAUUGUCUUGGAAAUGAGACUGAUCUUUGGCAAUGCAAGGGUGACAACUACGACGUAACUAUGGGAGCUUGCAACUAUAUGGAUGAUGCCGUGGCGAGAUGUGGAAUCACGCCCAAGACAAAUAACAGGACGGAAGAAGUAUAUAUCGGUCCGAAUGGUCGUGUCAUGGUGUUUGACAAAGUUAAGGGAAUAGAAGGUACAGUGUGCAGUAACGCUUGGGAUGAUCGAGAUGCCGAAGUUGUUUGUCGGUAUCUUGGUCUAGGUAGUCCAGCUGUGGCGGAAACUCUGCCAAGGGACUUUGGCUUCAACAGGACAGCGUUUGGUAUACAUUGUCUUGGCAACGAGACUGAUAUUUCGCAAUGUAGUGCCGAUACAUAUGAUGUAACUAUGGGAGCAUGUGACCAAAUGGGCGAUGCUGUGGCGAGAUGUGCAAUGAUGCCAGUGACAAACAACAUAACACACGACGUAUACAUUGAUCCAAGUGGUCGAGUUAUGAUGUUUGAUAAAGCAAAGAGAACUGAGGGCACUGUGUGCAGUAACGCUUGGGAUGACCGAGACGCCGAAGUGCUUUGUCGAUAUCUUGGUCUAGGUGGUCCGGCUUCAGCAGAAACUUUGCCAAGGGACUUUCGCUUUAACAGAACAGCGUUUGGUAUACAUUGUCUUGGAAAUGAGACUGAUCUUUGGCAAUGCAAGGGUGACAACUACGACGUAACUAUGGGAGCUUGCAACUAUAUGGAUGAUGCCGUGGCGAGAUGUGGAAUCACGCCCAAGACAAGUAUGAUUCAUUAG